Symbiodinium necroappetens is the source of this 659-nucleotide messenger RNA. NCBI's taxonomy places the organism in Eukaryota, Dinophyceae, Suessiales, Symbiodiniaceae. The record is from the annotation of a GenBank genome assembly.
GCGCUCAUGGAAUCCUGCGUAGACAGCGGUGCACUCGCCUUUGCCUUCGACGUGCUGGAGGCUCUGCCGACCGAGUUCAAGUCAGGCAAAUGGACCGAAGAACGCUACAACCUGGCAAUGAGGGCGGCAGGUCUGGACAUGCCUAAGGAGCUGAAGAGAAAGGCUCACGUUAAGCCGAACGAGGCUCUGUCCAAGGAGAAGCCACGAAUGAUUAUAACAUCAGGCGACGAAGGAGUCGUGCGGCACAUCCUGGACAGCGGCCUGUUGGAGCACGCUCUGUUCAACAACCCUUUGUUCGAACAGAGGUCAUUCAUUGAUGCCGAGGGUGACGGCGGUCUUAUGUACGCGGCCAUCAAGGACCGCAUCAAAGACAAAGCGCACAUCUCGGUCAAGAAUGUGAUCAAGGCAGUGAUCUUUGAUAUGAUUCGCGAAUCCGGCGAUCGCGGAACGAGCGUAUUAAAUUUUAUCACUAAUUUGACACUUUUCUAUGCUAAUGUGUCCCUCAUGUUGGAGAAGAAAGGCAUGAAAGACAAGGCCAUCAAGAAACUCAUAGCCGAGAGCCUCAAGAGCGGUUCGCUUGCCAACCUCAUGGGCGAGGGAGAUGACGGGCUACAGGUGUUCGAACGAGCCUUCGUGGAACUUUUCGGAGACAAGUUCAC